Molecule: messenger RNA, 6742 nt
Organism: Syngnathoides biaculeatus (alligator pipefish)
Lineage: Eukaryota; Metazoa; Chordata; Actinopteri; Syngnathiformes; Syngnathidae
Product: transcriptional regulator ATRX-like
Exons: 35
Coding region: 875-6472 (1865 amino acids)
Cellular component (GO): nucleus
Molecular function (GO): ATP-dependent chromatin remodeler activity; ATP hydrolysis activity; ATP binding
Source: RefSeq, a predicted model, not a curated record
GACGUCACCACCAGACCCCAUGAAAAGGAGUACAUUUGGGGUUUUGUUUGCUUCAAUGUUCAAUAGUAUUUUAAAAAGAGUGGGUUUUUGUUUUACAUUCGGAACUAGUUUUCCACGACGAUAAGACGACUGCAAAGUUAAAAAUGUAAAACAUACGAAAGCAGCACCAGCAUGAUUUGAACGCAUUUCUCAUAAGUAAUGUCAGUAGUUACGUUUGAUUUUUUUUUUUCUUACUUUUUAAUGAAUUCUUGGAUGUUUCUUCGGAAAAAAAAUUAAUUACCAUAUGUCCAUUAUUUUGGAGUUGGCAACCAAUACAGCCGGGAUUGGCUUCAGCACUCCCGCGACCCUCGUGAGGAUGAGCGGCUAACAAAAUGGAUUGUUGGGGGAAAAAUGCAUUCAUUGGAGACUCAAAAUUGCCCCUAGGUGUGAUUGUGUGUGCCCUGCGAUUGGCCCGGAAAAUUGGUGGAUGUAUAAAUAAAAUGAUAGACAUGUAUUUAACUUCUAUCCAGGAACACCAAAAUAAAGAAAACCAAAUUUUAGAAAGUGCAGGUUCAAACCAUACCAUCACCGCGAAGUUAUGCGAAGGAAUAAUAAUAAUAAUAAGAAGAAGAAUAAGUUGGUUCACCUGUUUUCUGGCUUUGGUCACGUGACCUCCAUCAGCAAUAUUUUCACUCCAAGCCAGCAGGGGGCGAUAAAAUGUCAAAACAAUGUGCAGGGGAAUUCAUCAAAAGAAAAGGGAAAAAAAAACAGUCUUGUCUUUUGUUUUUAUUGUUGUAUUAUGCUGCGCUCAAAAUAACAACGUUUGUUUUCUGGGUUUUUUUUUUUUUUGCACGUUUGAAAGACAAGGACAAAGCAGAAUUCAGAUGUUGCUACGAUGUUGAGUACUACCACAAACAAACUGAAUGUAUUGGUCAACAAGCUGCACGAGUACCUGGCCCAUUCUACUCAUGAAGACGACAAUGCCUCAGUCCAGACUGAUGAAAUAACCAUCAGGAAUGGUGCCGUGGGAAAUACCGCUACACCGCCUGCGAUGGAGGUACUCGUGGACACCAAAUUCUCCAGAAGAAAACCAUCUGUUGUUACAAAGCAUUCAGGCUUGGAUGAGUCUGCAGACUCAAACGACAGCGACAACGUCGAGUUCCCCUUCAGUGCAAACGGUCACCCAGAUACCACUUGCCUUCCCAAAGGCACUGUUUUGGUCACACCCGAGCCUGUAGAUAACGGCAGAGAUGACUUCAGGGGUCCUGAAUUUAGCAGCCGGAAAAGUAACGUGCUGCGGAAAGAAUUUUCGAGGAGACGCGGAGGCGGUGACCAUUUGGAAAUUGUCAGUUGCACUGCCUGCGGCCGCCAGGUCAACCAUUUCCAGAGAGAUUCCCUUAUUCGCCACCCAGUUCUCAAAGUACUUAUCUGCAAGUCAUGCUACAAAUAUUACUCAAGUGAUGACAUCAGCAAGGAUGGAGAUGGGAUGGAUGAGCAGUGCCGCUGGUGUGCAGAAGGGGGCAACCUCAUCUGCUGUGAUUUCUGCAGCAACGCCUUUUGCAAGAAGUGCAUCCUGAGAAAUUUGGGGCGAAAGGAGCUCUCCGGUAUCUUGGAGAGCAAGUGGUACUGCUAUGUGUGUAACCCCGAGCCCCUUUUUGGCCUCGUGAUGGCUUGUGACAGCAUGCUGGAGAACAUGGAGCAUCUGUGGCAACAGCAACGUAAGAGGAAUCGAGCCGAGCCGGAAAAAUCGGAACUUUACGGCAUGCUGCCUCUACCUCAAAUCAUUCCCUUGGUUAAAUGGGAUCACAGUGGCAUGGAUAGCAGUGUUGUGUUCAACUACAACACUUUAAAUGUCUCGAAGGACAUGACCGCAAAGGUCAAACAUUUGGUGGACUCUGCAAACAACGUCAACACGAGCUUUAUCCAUUUUAUUCGUACUGCGACAAAGAGCAAACAAGGCGUUCGAAGCCUUUACCUGAAGUCCUAUUUGACAGUGGUGAAGUCCAUGCGAACGUCUCUCGCGGCACUUGAGGAAAGCCUCAAAGAGGAAUUCAGCGACUUGGGCGUCUCCGGCUGUUGGGAGGAAUUGCUCGACGAUAAUUUUGUGCCCCAACCUGCUAAAGAAGCAGAUCCGGAGAUCGCCCGCGAUGGAACCUUGAAUCAGUUGUCAAAGGUGUCGCGUGUGUAUGUCGAGGAUGAAGUCCUCACAGAUGUCAGGUGCACAAGUGAGGAAGUGGACUCCCGUUUACACAUUGCUAAACAGAGUCCGCAUAUGACGGACCUGCAGUCUCCUCAAAGUGGCGUCAGCAUGACCAAAAAGCUGGUGGUCAAACUCACGCCAGUACCUGUGGAGGAGGAGCCCUGCUCAGAUACGCCGCUUCUUCCAGUAGACAUGGAAGAAGAGCUGUUUCAGGCGAAAGCCGUGUCCACAAACGAAGAGACUUCUGUCGCUAAAAGUAGAAUGAGCGUAGACCACCCGGCCGCUUCAGUCCAGCUGGAAGAGGAUGUCGGCAAUCGGCGCUCUCCCCGUGUGAAAACAACACCGUUGCGCCGUCCCAGCGACGUCAACGGUAAACCGGCUCUGGACACUGCAGACAGCGAGAGCGACUCGGACCCAGAGGUGGCGCCAAGCUCACCGGCCCCCCAAACCACCGAAGAGCAAAGUCUAAGCCAGACCAGAGAUGACUCCGACUCGGAUGAAAUACCUGCAGCGCUUCUCGAGCGAGUAGCUAUGACCGAAAGCACCGAUGAGCGCCAGAGUGACGACGACGACGAGGACGACGAUGGUGGGAGUCAAGCCUCCAACAAAGUGGCCAAGAAGCGUCUCUUCUGGCUCACAAAGAACACACCGAUCUCGCCGGAGAGGAUUCGUCGCAAACGUAAGAUGCUGGACCGUUCACCCGAAUCUGAUUCCAUAGCUAAGAGUCGACGGGAAAGGGGGACGGAUACCUCGAGUGAUGAACAAGACCCGCAGCGUCAAAUGCAGCGCCUGAGGACCCUGAGGUCCUUUGGCAAGUCUCAUCUCGUCCAGAGCGAAAGCGAAGGCUGUGCUCGGCAGAAGGGGAUCGCCGAGGCCAGAAAGCUCAAGACUCAAGCCUGUCAAGAAGUUAUAGAGACCACGUCGUCGUCAAGCGAGGAAGGCGACCACGAGGAUGACGCCGGGAGUGAUGGCGGCGAUCGCAAGAGCAAAGGAGUCACAGACGACGAAGCGUUCCAAGGAUCAGCCAGUUUCCAGCAAUCAUCUGGCGAUGAGGAUCAAGCUGGGCCCACCUGGGCAGCAGGGGAUGACGACGACCCUGAAAAUAGAAUCGCUAAGAAUAUACUUUUGGCCCAAAUCAAUGCCAACUUCUCAUCGCUCGAUGAGUUGUCAUCAGAUGCGGAAACACAGGACGACGAGUCGUCGUCUGAGGCUGAAAUGGAAUUUAAACAAGUCAGCGAAGAAUCCGGACGAGAGGAAAACGGGGGGAACCUGUCCUCGUCGUCUGCCGACGCUGACGUGGAUGAGCCCAACCGGAAGCGGCACCGCUUGCUGCGCCACAAACUCACUUUGGACGAGGAAACAGGAAGUGACAAGGCGGCAUCGGGAAACCGAGUCGCAAAGGCAGACAAGAAGAGAGUCGUACGCCAGCCGCUUAGCACUGACGACGAGAGCGGAGAAACUGACAUUAGCUCGUCGGGGCUGGCGGAACUUGGAAUGUGCGAGGAGCUGAGUGGAUCCGAGGAGGAAGAGAAGCUCGAAAGUCCACCCCUUAAAGUCAAGCAAGAAGCCCCUCCGUUCGUAAACCGGACACCCGUGACCUGCAUUUUGCUGUCCGACACCAGCAGUGAGGAGAGCGAGCGAGACGUUGCGCAGGGUGAGCUGAGCGGCAGUCAGGGCACGCCCAAAGGACGCAAGAAGAUCCGCAAAAUUAUCCAAGACGACAAUCUCCGGUCGGAGACCCAGCAGGCGCUGCGAGAGGAGGAGGAGCGAUGCAAACGACUGGCAAGUCGGGAGGAGCUGAUGGAGGACCGGCGAGAGACACUUGUCGCGGAUCAGUCUCAAGAGUCUGUCACGACCAAGCUGGUUCUGGAUCAGGAUGAGCAGACCAGGACACCUCUAGUCCAGGUGCACAGGAACUUAGUGACCCACCUCAAGCCUCACCAAGUAGAUGGAGUCCAGUUCAUCUGGGACAACUGCUGCGAGUCUGUGAAAAAGACCAACUCCUCUCCGGGAUCAGGUUGCAUCCUGGCCCACUGUAUGGGCCUGGGGAAGACUCUGCAGGUGGUUACCUUCCUGCACACGGUGUUGUGGUCGCAAAUCCUACAUUUUAAAACGGCCUUGGUCGUGUGUCCGCUCAACACCGUCCUCAACUGGGUUAGCGAGUUCAACAAAUGGCAGAAAGACUUGGGCCAAGAUAAACUCAAGGUUACCGAGCUGGCCACUAAAAAGAAUCUUGCUGACCGAUUCCGAGCUCUGCAGGCUUGGAACAGUACCGGAGGUGUGAUGAUUAUGGGCUACGAGAUGUUCCGAAACCUCUCGCUAUCCCCGAAAGUGAAUAGGAGUGACUUGAAGAAGGCGUUGAAGACUCUACUGGUGGAUCCAGGUCCAGACUUUGUGGUAUGCGACGAGGGGCACAUUCUGCGCAACGAGAACUCCAACAUUUCCAAAGCCAUGGGUGCCGUCAAGACGCGGCGGAGAGUCGUGCUGACCGGCACGCCGUUGCAAAACAACCUCGUCGAGUACCACUGCAUGGUCAACUUCAUCAAAAGGAACCUUCUGGGCUCACUGGGGGAAUUCCGCAACCGCUUCGUCAACCCCAUACAGAACGGCCAGUGCGCCGACUCCACGCCCAAAGAUGUCCGGAUCAUGAAGAGGCGGGCGCACGUCCUCCACGCCAUGCUGUCCGGAUGUGUGCAAAGGAGGGAUUACUCUGAGCUGACUGAGUUUCUACCUCCCAAGUACGAGUACGUGGUGGCAGUUCGACUGUCACCUCUUCAAUAUAAGUUGUACACUCACUACCUGCAGCACGUCAGUGGCUUCGGUAGCGUGAUUGGCACCGCAAAAGUCAAGAUCGGAGCAAACCUGUUCAAGGACUUUCAAGCCCUGAGCCGCAUUUGGACUCAUCCUUGGUGCCUUCAACUCAGCUACAAAGCCAAAGCACAAACGCUCAAAGGAAAGAAGAAUCAUCUCGUAAUUCCAGACAUGGGAAGCAGCCCUUCAGUUUCCGGCGGUGGAGCGAGCAACAGCGCCGCCGACGGUCCCCUCCCCGUCGCCGACGCCGCGUCAAAACACCCGCGCUGGUUCAAAGACAUGCUGUCUCCGCACGACGCCAAGGUCGUGGAGCACUCGGGCAAGUUGGUGCUCUUAUUUGAAAUCCUGAGGAUGGCCGAAGAGUGGAACGACAAAGUACUUGUGUUCAGUCAGUCUUUGAUCUCGUUGAACCUGAUUGAGGAUUUCCUGGCGACGUCUCCGCAGAGAAGAAAGGACUCUUCCAAAGCGGGAAGAUGGAUUAAAAACUUGGAUUACUAUCGUCUGGAUGGCUCCACCGCGGCUGCGUUGCGGACCAAAUGGGCAAAUUGUUUCAAUAACGCCGCCAACGCACGCGGUCGCUUGUUUCUCAUUUCAACAAGGGCCGGCUCGCUGGGCAUCAACCUGGUGUCCGCCAACAGAGUGAUCAUCUUUGACGCCUCGUGGAACCCAUCCCACGACAUUCAGAGCGUCUACAGGGUCUACCGCUUCGGCCAGGUCAAGCAGGUCUUCGUGUAUCGCUUCUUGGCGCAGGGCACAAUGGAGGAAAAGAUCUACGACCGGCAGGUGACAAAGCAGUCGUUGUCCUAUCGAGUUGUGGAUCGGCAGCAGAUCGAGAGACACUUCACCCUGUCGGAGCUCACGGAACUUUACACGUUCGAGCCGGACUUGUCGGACGAGCCUCAGUCCAAGAAAAACAAGAGGAAAACCUCGGACUUGCCAAAGGAUCCGGUUCUGGCAAUCCUCCUGGAGAAGUGCAAAUACCACAUCGUCGGCUACCACGAACACGCGUCCCUGCUGGACCAUAAACAAGAGGAGGAGCUCACCGAAGCAGAACGCAAAGACGCCUGGGCCGAGUAUCAGGCUGAGUCCCACCCAGUCAGCGCCCCAGUGAAAAUCAAGCCGGAAACCUUGAACUUGAGGACCAACGAAGAGCUGGUGGACUUGCUGAACACGAGCAGAGCGAAAUUAGCCGCCUCCUUCCAGGCCGUGCAGGCCAUGUCGUCGCACCCUCUUAACGAAUACAUGCUGCAUGUGGGGCGGCAGAAUCCCCAACUGCCCAGCGACCGGGUCAGGUUGAAGGCCCUUCGGUGGAAACAAAUCGACACCAAGGAGCUGGAGCGCAGGAAGGCUUUUUACGCCGAAGUUCUUGAAGAGCAGCGAACGCUGACGCUGCACAUCCAGAGCAUUUUGAGCGGGCGACGCAUGCAAGAGAUGCAGGGGGCCCACACGUCAGACGGAAAGCCGCAAACGGCGACAAAUUAAGGGACGGACUGGUCGCUUCACCUCUUUUCUUCCACAAUAAGCACUUUAAAAUUUCAUCCGUGUGAUGAUUUCCGCUGAGAAUGCGAUCUGCCUUCAUCAAUCAAGCGAUCCUAGUUCGUAAUGUAUUGUAGGGAGUAAUAAUUAGAAUCGCAUCGGAAUCAGUGUCAGUCUUUGUCUUUCUCACAGUGAGCAGGACGGGGACGUAACGCCAAUACUGUUCUAUUUAAAUGCAUCUUAUGUUUGCCUCUUGUUUUUAUACAUCCUUCAAGA